Molecule: messenger RNA, 2517 nt
Organism: Mizuhopecten yessoensis (Yesso scallop)
Lineage: Eukaryota; Metazoa; Mollusca; Bivalvia; Pectinida; Pectinidae
Product: gamma-aminobutyric acid receptor-associated protein-like 2
Exons: 4
Coding region: 118-471 (117 amino acids)
Biological process (GO): cellular response to nitrogen starvation; autophagy of mitochondrion; autophagosome assembly
Cellular component (GO): autophagosome; autophagosome membrane; cytosol
Molecular function (GO): ubiquitin protein ligase binding
Source: RefSeq, a predicted model, not a curated record
CGUCAUAGAUCACAGGAACAGAAGCGAACCAUUUUGACGGAUAAGUUUACAGCUGCCUGUCUUUGUUUACAGUUGUGACCAGAUCGUUGUUUGGCUUAUCUCGACCUAAGGAACAAGAUGAAGUUCAAAUUUAGGGAAGAACACACGCUUGAACAAAGAAAAGCAGAGUCGGCAAAGAUAAAGGAGAAAUACCCAGAAAGGAUUCCAGUGAUUGUUGAGAAGGACCCCAAGUCACAGAUACAGGAUAUAGACAAACGCAAAUUUCUUGUUCCUAAUGACAUUUCUGUAGCACAGUUCAUGUGGAUUAUUCGUAAACGUAUUCAGUUACCGUCAGAAAAAGCCAUCUUUCUAUUUGUUGGCAAAGUCCUCCCGCAAUCAAGUGCCAGUAUGGGUCAGGUAUAUGAAGAGCACAAGGAUGAGGAUGGAUUUCUGUACAUCGCCUACAGUGGGGAGAACACGUUCGGCCACUGACAUUUUAACCUCAGCCAUGAUCACUUUAUCCCUGGCCACAAUGCUGCAGACAAUGGGCAUUGUGACCAUCAUUGUUUUAUCAUAAUUGGCACAACAGUUUUAGAUUGCGUUUUGUUACUGCAGGUUUUGGUUAAUUAUUAACUUUAAUUCGGACAUACAGAUGUUACUAUCAAUUUUAAAGAACACCUACUUAAUUACAGACGGAGAAGGUAGUUGAUAAGCAAACUGGAGAUAGUUUGAAGCUAGGAAAACCUUGAAACUACUUACAAUUUAUUGUGGGUCAUUUUUAUUAAAUUUUUAACCUAAUGAUAAUGACACUAAUUAAAACUGAUGGAAGAUGUUGCUUACAUUUAAAAAGGAAAAAAAGAACAUGGUAGCUAUUUAAAAUAUUAAGUAAGAACAAGUAUUGAAGCCAUUUAUAUCAACAAAAACAGAAAUGUAUUUAUGGAAGAUCAAUAAUAACAAGUACUUAAAUGUAUUGUGUGGCAUUUCAGUAUAAAAUAAUCAGACUUUUGGCAAUCUUAUAUUACACCUCUAGAUGUCAAAUCUAUGAGAAUGUGAUUAUAUGCUUUCAUAAUCUGUUUGUGAGUGUCGUUUAAACGAGCCAACUGUGUAAUAAUGGGUUUCUGUAGAGCUGGGAAUUACUGAAGUUGUAACAAAUGAUGUUUUCGGAUAGUGAUCAAUGUGUUGUAAACAGUGUGUUGUAUAAAUAAAUGUAUGUUGUGUUGGGAGUUACAUGUUUGUGUAUAGAUGUAUGAUAGAGUUUACUCUGGGAUGGCCUUGUGUGAGAUAGUUUGGUAAUACACAACCAUUUGUAGCUAUGCAUUGAACACUUAUUAUUAAUUACAGUGACAGAGACGUCAAUACCAUAUUUCUCUUUUUUUUCUCAUUUUGGCUUGACCGGGAAAUUAACUUCAAUUGAAUGUUAUUUUUCAGUUACUUGCUAAAGCUCAAUACACUACAACAGUUCUCUGUUCUCAUCUCACAAAUACAUUCAAAGUCAUGUCUUAAUUACCUUAACUGGCCAACCAAAUGGUAGCUUGGCUGUAAACCUUUUCAGCCGAUGUAAACAUUCAAUCUAGUGUGGUUGCUGUUAACAUUCUCAACUAAUGGAAGUUUGACUGUAAACAUUUUCAACGAAAAAUAAAAGUUGAGCUGUAAACAUUCUUAACUAAAAGAAGCAUGGCUGUAAACAUUCUCAACUAAUGGAAGUUUGGCUGUAAACAUUCUCAACUAAUGGAAGUUUGGCUGUAAACAUCCUCAACUAAUGAAAGUAUGGCUGUAAACAUUUUCAAAAUGAAAAUGACAAUUAUUCUUCCAAAUAAAUGUUAACCUACUGUGAUUUAACAUUAUCAAAAUAAGAAAGUCUUUGUCUAUAGAAUUUAAAUCUGUUACAAUAGCAUUUAACAUUGUAUUGGACAAGCAGUGAAGUUAUUUCCACAUUCUACUUUAUGUAAUCUAAAUAGAGCUUUUUAUUUCAUUUUGGUUCUAUUAUCACUUUGAGAUAUUACAGAUUUGUGUCAAGAAAAAGCCUGAAUUUUUUUGUAUAUGGAUUCAUCAGGUGAUAUAAUAUGAUUUAAAAUGAAAAACACAAACUGAAAGAUUUGAGUUCAAAAGAUAAUUUACUCAUGGUGAUGAAUUCUUUGUAAUUUAAUUGUGUAUAAACUGUCAGCACUAUACUUUGUUCAUUAGGAUUUUUUUUAUUGCAACAAGUUUUACUCUAGUCCAUCAACAGUGUACAGUUCUGCUACAGCACUUUUAACUUGACUUUUUAUUUUAUUUUAUAAUUUUACUUUAUAAUAUUGGUUGUAAAUUGGCUGAGUGUUAGCUGUAGUUUCGUUAUUCAGCAACAAAGAUCAACUUAAUUGUUUCAGAUAAUUAGUAUUUCUAGGUCAAAUGCAUCAAACAAUUCGGAUAUCUUACAAAAUGUUCAGUGUUAUUAUAUCUACUUUGAUCAUGACAUUAUUCCAUUUCGUUUUAUCAUGUAUUUGUAUUAUAAGUUCCAUUUCGCAUUUUCUGUAAAUAAAGUUAUGUUACCAAAAGAAA